Messenger RNA from Macroventuria anomochaeta, 375 nucleotides. RefSeq lists its product as uncharacterized. NCBI's taxonomy places the organism in Eukaryota, Fungi, Ascomycota, Dothideomycetes, Pleosporales, Didymellaceae. The transcript has a single exon. The coding region runs from base 1 to 375 and encodes 124 amino acids. The record is from RefSeq and is a predicted model, not a curated record.
AUGUGUACCAACAGUCUAAAAUUGGGCGCGUGUGCUUUAUUUGUUACGGUAGAGCUGUUGGCGGAGGUGAAGUACUCGGGAGCACCAGCUGCCCCGAUUGUUUGCGAACAUCAUGGGCCCACAGCGUAUGCUCCUACCUUGACACGCAUCGACGAGCGCCAAAGCGACCCAGCCGCAUCGAACAUCCACAAUGUCCCGCACGCUCAAGCUCUUAUCCGCUCAACCAGCACUGCACAAGACUUGGAGAAGGAGGCCGACGAAGGCUUUGGUCCUGCUCCCUCCCGCGUAUCGAGCAACACCAUCGUACCGGAACCGUCUCAUGAAGUGGAUGAUAUGGAGCCUUGUGUUUCAAUUCCCGGUUUUCAGAAGUCGUAG